AUGGACAGCGACGCUUGGCUAGUACAUGAUCUCGACGAUACACCGAUUGACCCAGCGCUACAAAGUGUCACAGUUCAGUACCUGGACCCCUUCGACUUUGCACUCGCUGGGGAAGCCACACUCGAAGACGAUUCGAUGAAUCUUCCGACCGAACACUUCCUCCUUCCGAUGAUGGAUCUUUCCACGGGCCAGUCCAUUCCAACACUCACGGAAGACGAACGACCUACAAUCGAUUCUACCGAGCCACUCAACGGACGCGGUUGCUUUUCACUCAUGCGCCAAGAGACAAUGCAAGAGCUGUCAGACUUGAAUAUGCAGCUGUCCCGACAAUUGGGGGCCGCAACCUCUACAGGGGCCGGGUCAACGAACAUCCACUCGGGUUUGGGUGUGACAGCUUUGGCUACACCACCAGAGGAGAAUCGUACUCUCUGCGAUACUGUCAUCUUUAUGACGCAAAGCCUUCAAACCUACCACAGGCUGCUCGUCGACAUCGUCGGAUCCAAUCACUCGGCUAUCUACGACUCACACGACAAUCCCAAGUCUAGCACUGUAACCAGUAGUUGGCUGAGCCCAAUCGAAGGAUUGGACGUUGAUGAGUCAAAAAGCUACAUGUCUGACACGACAGGCCGGUCGCCGCUGAAACGGCGUCGCACAGAUAGCAGUGUUGACUUCGCUGCCGGUUCAGAUGGCGAUGGAUGCGACAGCGAGACUCGCGGUAGUGUUAUCCCCCGGCACCUCCUCGAGCUCAUGUUGAAAAGUGAAGGAUGCGGAAAUGGCUCAGCAGAUAGAGCAGGGACCAAGGCGCUGAAGGAGGAGAUUCGCAGACUACAUGAGCUUGUGUACAAGCCAGUGUAA
Alternaria ventricosa is the source of this 855-nucleotide messenger RNA. RefSeq lists its product as uncharacterized. Lineage: Eukaryota; Fungi; Ascomycota; Dothideomycetes; Pleosporales; Pleosporaceae. The transcript has 2 exons. Bases 1 to 855 code for a protein of 284 amino acids. The record is from RefSeq and is a predicted model, not a curated record.